Nelumbo nucifera (sacred lotus) is the source of this 1314-nucleotide messenger RNA. Its product is annotated as proteasome subunit beta type-7-A-like. Lineage: Eukaryota; Viridiplantae; Streptophyta; Magnoliopsida; Proteales; Nelumbonaceae. Gene Ontology annotation, molecular function: threonine-type endopeptidase activity. The record is from RefSeq and is a predicted model, not a curated record. Gene Ontology annotation, cellular component: proteasome core complex; cytoplasm.
CUAUUUUAAAGGAAAGUUGAAAAACCGGAAGAAAAAUCGCAAAAUAAGUGUAGAACCCUCCCUUUCUUCUGCUCCAAGUCUGCAACUAUUGUCCUCGCUCUGUGUUCUAAGCAUCUUGAGCUGAGUCUGGUUGAACUAUUUCUCGGGCAAUCUAUUUGCGUCUCCAAUUUCUUCGCUUUGUUUUGCAGGUUCAUCGGAAAUCAGAUAUGUCUAAAGCAGUUGUUGAUCUUCCUCCCAAGGGUGGGUUUAGUUUUGAUCUCUGCAGAAGAAAUGAGAUGCUCAUUUCAAAGGGUGUUCACCCACCAUCUUUUCGGAAGACUGGAACUACCAUUGUUGGUCUAGUUUUCAAGGAUGGUGUCAUUCUUGGAGCAGAUACAAGAGCCACCGAAGGGCCCAUAGUUUGUGACAAGAACUGUGAGAAAAUCCAUUACAUUGCACCUAAUAUUUAUUGUUGUGGAGCAGGGACUGCUGCUGAUACUGAAGCAGUAACAGACAUGGUUAGCUCCCAGCUGCAGCUACAUCGUUAUCAUACUGGUCGAGAAUCAAGGGUUAUUACAGCUCUUACCCUUCUAAAGUCUCAUCUUUUCAGUUACCAAGGAUAUGUUAGUGCUGCUUUGGUACUUGGUGGAGUUGACAUCACUGGACCACAUUUGCACACAAUAUACCCUCAUGGCUCAACUGACACUCUGCCAUUUGCUACAAUGGGUUCGGGUUCUUUGGCUGCAAUGGCUGUCUUUGAGUCAAAGUUCAGAGAAGGCCUGACUAGAGAAGAGGGAAUAGAGCUUGUAUGUGAGGCUAUAUGCUCUGGUAUUUUCAAUGACUUGGGCAGUGGAAGCAAUGUUGAUGUCUGCGUAAUAACCAAGGGGCACAAAGAGUACCUGAGGAACCACCAGAUGCCAAACCCUAGGACCUAUGUCAGUUCUAAAGGCUACACUUUCCCCAAGGGUCUGACUGAGGUUUUGACAACAAAGAUUACUCCGUUGAAGGAGAAAGUGGAAGUUAUCGAAGGAAAUGAUGCAAUGGAAGAGUGAAAUGCCCCAACCACGACCCGUAUUUCAUAGUGGAAGUUUGAUUUUACCUUUCUCAGUUUGUUUUCAGAGCCUAUCUAUAAAGAUUGCAAUGGUAACAAUGUACUUUAGAACUCAAAUUAAACCAACGUUAAGUACUGUAUUUUCGUUACUUUUCGAUUUCGUCACCCUUCUCGGUCAAUACUAGCGUAGAUCCAUUUCCUAUUCUAUUUUGGGUUUUGUUUUUUUUUUUCAGAAUUUAUAUUGCAUUUUCAUAUAAACAUUUAUUGCUAAAGUAGUUUCAUAA